Molecule: messenger RNA, 6183 nt
Organism: Neoarius graeffei (lesser salmon catfish)
Lineage: Eukaryota; Metazoa; Chordata; Actinopteri; Siluriformes; Ariidae
Product: cilia- and flagella-associated protein 44-like
Exons: 37
Coding region: 124-5412 (1762 amino acids)
Molecular function (GO): protein binding
Source: RefSeq, a predicted model, not a curated record
AGAAUUUUCAAGCUUCGAGUUCAGCAGCAGAAACGGAAAGUUUCUCAAGGAACAAGAAGUGAAAAUUUGAGGUCUUGGAAGGAUUGAGUGAAUUUUCGGCAGAGUUUAAAUUCAGAGACUGAAAUGGCAGCCGAGUUUACAAGCGAAGAGUCAAGCAUCCCACAGAACCUGCUGCAACUCUUGCAUUCGUUUGGCUAUGACUGCAAGCGACGAGGAAACCUCCACCUGCUGGACGAGGACACGCUGGCUUUCGUGGCUGGAAACAUGUUGGUCCUUUUGGACAUGAACACCAAAGAGCAGCGCUAUAUCCCCAGCUCUGGUGGAGGCGGCAUUGGUGCCAUGAUGCCUCAUCCCAGUAGGAGCUAUUUUGCCGUGGCAGAGAAAGGCGAGCAGCCUGACAUAAUCAUUUAUGAAUAUCCGUCACUGCAGCCCUACCGUACCCUCCGAGGAGGCACGUGUAAGGCAUACAGCUGUGUAAACUUUAAUAAUGAUGGCACACUGCUGGCGAGCGUUGGAGGCGCUACUGAUUACAUGCUGACCUUAUGGGACUGGAACCAGGAACAGGUGGUGCUGCGCUAUAAGGCCUUCUCUCAGGACGUCUACUGCGUCACGUUUUCUCCGUACAACCCGUGUCAGCUCACUACCGCCGGCUCAGGACACAUCAAGUUCUGGAAAAUGGCCGACACCUUCACCGGUCUGAAGCUGCAAGGCAUGCUGGGAAGGUUUGGAAAGACCCCUCUGACAGAUAUAGAUGGCUAUGUUGAGCUCCCUGAUGGGAAGGUGAUCUCAGGUUCAGAGUGGGGAAACAUGCUACUAUGGGACGGCGAUCUGAUAAAGGUCGAGCUCAGACGUAAAGACGGACGCAACUGUCACGCAGGGCCGAUACAUCAGUUCGCUCUGGACGAGGGCGAGCUGAUAACUGUGGGCGCAGACGGAGCGGUCAGGACCUGGGACUUUGAAACCAUCGAUACAGCAGACUGUAUGGAUGACAGCGGCCUGUUUGAGAUCAAGCCCAUGAACGAGUUGAUCGUAGGCCGCAAUGUGAAUCUUUCCUGCAUGGUCAGGAGCAGCAUCCCACAAUCCAGUAUCUGGUUUGCACAGGAUUCUAAUGGAGGAAUCUGGAAACUGGACUUGUCAUUCUCUAAUUUAAGCCGGUCGCCUGAGUGUCUUUUCUCAUUCCACGCUGGUGCAAUUAAGGGAAUGGAUGUGUCUGGAUUCAGUCACCUGAUGGCCACCACUGCGUUAGACUGUUCAGUAAGGAUUUUUGACUUCCUUUCCAACAAGGAGCUUGCAGUCAGCCAUUACGUACAGGGCGGAAGCACUCUCACCUGGGCCCCUCGUACAGUGUGUGGUGGUGAGAGUCUCCUGGUGGUGGGCUUUGAGGAUGGCGUGGUGCGUCUGUUGGAGCUCUCGAAACCUCAGAGCCUGUAUGCCAUUUCAGAAAGCAAUCUCUCAGAGCUUUGUCUCAAACAGGCUUUCAAACCCCAUGAUGCAUCUGUGACAGCCAUCUCCUACAAGCACGAUGGGCAGAUCAUGGCUACUGGGAGUGUGGAUGGCACGGUGUUCUUCUUCUCAGUAGGGGACAGCUAUGAGCCAGUCGGCUUUGUGAAAGUGCCAGGACCGGUGCAGGGUCUGCAGUGGGCUCCUCAGUCACAUGAGAGAAACGCUCUUUUAGUUACAUGUCAGGUGAGUCAUGUGGUGGAGAUCGAGGCUCCUGAUACACUUGGUCCUGUUACAGGAAACACAUACUAUCUGCCGAACCUUCCCAUCAGGCACUUCUGCUUCCAGAGCAUCAAAUCACGCAUUAAGAGGGAUGAAGAGAUAGCCCGAAGACAGGCCAUGAAGGAAAAGAGACAGAAAGAGGCAAAGGAUCAGGAACAAACUCCAACAGAGGAAGAGGAAGAGGAGCUGCCACCAAUCUGCAUCCCCGAUACCCCCAGUCCCCUUCACUGCACCUUCUACUCCACUGAGCCUGGAGCAUUCUGGCUCUCUGUGGGAGGCUAUGACUCAGGGUAUCUGUAUCACUGUAAGUUUUCGGAGCAGCAGUCUGUGGACCUGUCAGAGAGGAAAGAUGAGCCGUUCGCUCAUGUCCCAAUCCAAGAUGCAGAUCGUAACCCCAUCCUCACUGUCUGCUUCUGUGAGGCGAGGCAGCUGCUGUUGUGUGGGAUGCAGGACGGCAGUAUCCGGGCGUAUCCUCUGGAGUCGGAGGACCUGCAGCCGGUGCACAUGCAGGCGUACUGCACGCUCAGUAUUCAUGACAGCCAGUAUGGAAGCCUGCAGCAGCUCUGUAUCAGCCACGAUGGCCGCUUCGUGCUGAGCACCGGCGCAGAUGGAAACAUCUUCUCAUUCAGGCUGCUGGAGAUGGAGGAGCUGGAGAAAGUACUACAGAGGGAACACGCUAAAGUGCCCUCACCGCGCCUCAUCCUGGACACGGAGCCUGUGCCUGUGGAUAUAAACGACCCUGCUGCUUACAGUAUCGAGACAGCUGCGCAGAAGCUGGAGUUGGACCGCAUGCAUCAGGAGGCUGAAUCAAAGAAGCAGGAGCGCCGUGAGAAGCUUGCUGAGUUGCAAAUACGUUACAAAGCCAUUCUGGGGCAAAACCAGAGUCUGCCAGAGCACAUGCGCCUGCAGCCCAUGGAGCUGGAAAUCAAUUGCCGUUUCCGGGAGGAAAAUGAGAGAUCGACGGCUGAGAGAGUGAAAGAAGCGAGGAGAGAAUUGGCCUGGGAGACAGAGAGAUGCAGUAUCGCCCUGCAGAAGCUCCAUGACUGGAUUUUGGGCUCAUCGGUGUGUGACACAGUGACGGUGUCUGCGAUCAGUAGUGAUCAUAAUGUUUCCACCUACAGUUUGAUAGAUCUGGCCAAAAAACUCCACCAGCUGAAUCAGCAGGAAAGAGUUGUGCAAGACUCUGAUCCUGACACUCUGGACGAGUGCAGCUCUAAAGAAGAGGAAGAAACUGAGGUCAUCUCAGAUCAGAGCACAGCAGAGGAGGAUUCAUCAGCCGCAGCAGGGUUACGAGUGCAAGUGCCGCAGAGAGCUGUUGGCAAGCUGGCAGCCAGACAGGCGGAGAAACUGCGUAAGGCGACUGAGAAAGCGCAGAAGGUCCGCGCCAAGUUAGAGCAGAAGAAGAGGGAGUGGGACAAACUCUAUGCUACCAAACCGAGCGACAACUAUGAGGAUCCAGAAGACAUCCGUGCAAUCCAGUUGGCCAAGGAGAACUUGGGUGACUUCAAAUUGAAGACAGAAAAGGGCUUUAUAGUUCCACAGCAUCUGAGGAUGAACGUUGAGAAGAAGAUGGCACAAUUUAUUGAGCUUGGGGAGCAGAUCUACCAGAGGAAAAGUCACAUGAACAUGCGUGUGCUGGCCCUGCGGGACUUAAAGGUAGCUCUUGUCUCCCAAUUCCACUCCUACAUGCACCAGCUUCUGGCUGUUCAGAAGCUCCUCCCCCCAGAGAAGCACCGCCCACCACCCACCAUGCCCACUUUGACACCGGAGGAGACGCCUGACAGGGAGCUGGAACGCUACUCUGCUGCACGUGCCCAAAUGAGCCACAGCAGCUGGGAUGAUGAGCAGGAGGAAUCUCAGGAUGACAAGGCCCUUUAUACAUGGGAGGAAUAUAGACUUGGAUUCUACAAACACACAAUCUCAGGGGAGAACCUGACUGAGGUGAAGGACGUACUGGAGUUGGAGGAGUUGCUUAACCUUCACGUGCAGCACAAACUCAUAAAAAAGAUGGAGGAGGCCAUUUGCGAAUUCAAUGCCAAGUUUCAUCUCCUGCGUUAUGAGAAAGGCCAGCUGGACGUGCAGAUGAACCUGGCUAAAUACCGACACAUCACACUGUUCGAGGAGCUCCAUAUCCUUAAAGUGUUCGAGAAGAGAGAGUUUGCACUCCAGGAGAGACGAAAUGCCUGCCUGAAGGAGCAGAGAGCGCUCAGGUCGAAGAUGGAGGAGUGUAAACAUCAGUUGGAGGUGAAGAAUAGAGACAUAGCGAAGCUGCGUGAGAGCGAGAAAGUGUUGUUCUCCACAUUCAAGGCUUCAGUUGAAGAAAACACGUUCGCAGAUUUCCUCACGAAAGUCUUCAAGAAGAAGAUCAAACGAGUGAAGAAGAAAGAGAAGCUUGAAAGUGAUGAUGAAGAAGAGGAGAGUGAGGAAGACUCCGAUGAAGACUCAGACUGGGACAGCGAUGAAGAUGAUGAAGGGUUCAGUGAAACUAGUAGCAUUGACUAUAACGUCUGUCCUCCAAACUGCAACCCAGAGCUUUUUGAGAACACUUUAAGAUUGCGGGAGCAUCGUCUGGAUUUGGAGGAGCAAUUGCAUGCGGAGAAGAUAAUAGCAGACAGCCUGAAGAAGGACUACGACUCACUCACCAAGAAAGUGAAGAUAGUGCAGAGCAACCUGAAAGCAGUAGACGGCGACCUGGAGCUAUUAAACCAAGAGAAGCAGCAGAAAGUCAAUGAACUGGAUGCGGUCGUCCCACUGAGGCUACACCAGAUUGAGUAUAUGAAUAACGGAGUGAUGCCCUCUGACCUGAGCGAGGCGCUGGUGAUAAACGCGACGUCUGUGAGCCAACUACAUAAACGCAUUCAGGAGCUGGAACAGGAGAAGAUCGCUCAGAAGCAGUUAUACAGACAAGCACGCAAACAACACGUCCAGCUCCGAGCCGACCUCCGAGACAUGGAGGCCAAGAGUCAGGAGUUAAAGGCACACUGCGAGCAGCUGAUGAUGAAGAAGUUUGGGAAGAUGGUGGAUCUGGAGGCUCUGCAGACUCUGGGCGGCAACCAGAAGCUGGAGGAAUUGAAAUAUUUGAAGCAAGUGCAGGAGGCUCAGCACAUGAAGGAGCUCAGGAUGUGGGAGGAGAAAGUGAUUGCUGCCAGGCAGAAACUGACCAACGUGACCAGAGAGAACACAGAGCGUCUGCGCAAACUCAACAGCCUGCUGAUCGAGAAAAAGCUGGUGGAGGACAAACUCAAUGCCAGGCAGAAGAUUGUGAGGAAUCAGUUCCAGGUCUCCCAGCAGGCUGAGGUAGAGGAAAUCCAAAGUCUCCAGCUGUACGUCCAGAACCAGGAAGAGAAAAUUAAAUGGCUGAAGCAGGAGAUCAGCACCUUGUCUCUCAAAGCUCCGUGUCCGACACGACUGCCUCCUCAUACUGCUCAUCAGCGCAGAAUCGCUGGAAUGGGACAAGCUAGAGAAAGCACUACAGAGAAAACACCCCAGUGUGUCCUCACUCCACCUCAGCCUGGAGACGGAGGCUUUGCCCCUGGAUCUAAACUACCCCAUUUCCUACAGUUCCAGGGCUCCCAGCAGGCUGAUCAACAGAACAUCCAAAGCCUGGGGGUGUUCAGCCAGAAGCUGGAGCCCAAACCCCGGCCUCACAAACACAUUCCAAAGCGUUCAGCACCUCCGUGUCCACCAUAGCGGUGCCAACCACUGAAGAAGAAAUCGCCAACUUUUCUAGGCUGAGAAUGAAGGAAGCACUACAGAGAGAACAUGCCAGGAGAAAAAAAAAUUUACAGACGUCUAAGCAGAAGCUGGAGUUGUCCCGUAUGCAUCAGGAGGCUGAACUGAGGAAGCAGGAGCGUUGUAAGAAGUUCUCAGAGUUGCAAAGCCGUUUAAAGCCAUUCUGGAGCAAAACCAGAGUCUGCCGGAGCACGUCCACCUGCAGUGCUCAGUCACACACCCCUUGUUUCAUCCUUGCAUGGACGUGCAUUUACUUUAACUAGGAAAAUGACUUGAGCAAGGCACCUAACCCCCAACUGGUUAGCUGGGGUAUGUCUAACCACUCUGGAGUCCAUCUCCAACAGCGCUCACCAGCUCCCCGAAGGAAACGGCACCUCCCCGAGCAGCAGUCCUCCACUUGGCAUGAAGAUUCCACAGAACCUCACACCCUCACUCCCUUCCCCCCACACCUUACCAUGUUUGCAAAUAAAAGAACGCCUUUUUCUUGCACCUAAUCCCAGUCUCUUUGGUGAGUACUUUGAGGAAUCUUGAUAGUGAUGACUCAGCGAGGGAGAGCACAGGCUGGGAUCAGUCUCCCAGCCACACACACCUCAUGGAACACGACACUGAGACGCCCCCAGGGGUGGUGAUCUGGAGCCACCCCUACUGCUUACCCGAACACAAGAAAACUGUGGUUCAGGACGAACUCAAGGCCAUGCUCGAAAUGGGAAGAAUCGCACAGUGACUAGA